AUGGACACCUUGCUAACUGCUGAAAUUGCGGCUAACGCCCCCCGAUACCGUCGCAAGAGCUCAACUUUUAUCGACGGUAUUCACGAUGUUACCGCGGAUCAAGAUAUGGCCCCGGCCCAGCUUUACAGUACCAUGUCUGGCCGCCUUUUCCACUCUGGCCGGAUUGCUAUUGUGAUGGUUGGCCCGCCUGCCCGUGGAAAAACCCAUAUUUGUGUGUCUAUGGCCCGUUACCUUCAGUGGCUGGGUGUGAAGACUCGUAUCUUCCAUCUUGGCGAUUACCGCCGGGCCACCAUUGGCCCUGAAGGCACUGUCCCUGAGGACUACUUUUUCCCCAAUGCUUCUCCGGCAUCCAUAAUUCUCCGGCAAAAGAUCCUGAAAAAGUGCCGUGAGGAUAUAUAUGCCUGGUUAAACCAUGAAAACGGACAAGUUGCGAUCUAUGAUGCUGUCAACCCAACAGCCAGCGGGCGGAGAUCACUGGCCAAAGAAUUUGCCAACCAUGAUGUUCAGACACUUUUCAUUGAGUCAUAUGUGGACGAUGAACGAAUCCUGCGGGAAAAUGCACGAAACGUCAAGAUAUCAUCACCAGAUUUUGCUGGUAUGGAUCCUGACAAGGCCGCUGAGCUCUACCUUAAGCGGAUCGAAAUGAGGAUUCCCAUGUUUGAAACAAUGAAUGAAAAGGAGCUCAACUAUAUCAAGAUGAUAAACGCCGGCGCUAAGUUCUUCUACAACAACGUCAGCUUUAACUACCUGUCCCACAGAAUUGUUUUCUACCUCACAAAUCUCCACAUCAAAUCACGCACCACAUUCUUCGCUCGAGCGGGAACCACAGCUGAAGGAGAGGAUUCUUACAAAUCUGACGGACCUCUAUGUGACGAGGGAAGAGCCUACGCCGAAAAAAUGGCGGAGACUCUCUUUAAACACCGCGAGCAAGAACAUGCAGAGAAGGUUGAGAAGGGUGACCAAGCACCCCUCAGACCUCUAUCCGUGUGGACCUCGACUAGACUUAGGACAGUCCAGACGGCCGAUUAUAUCAAGGAUAAAGGUUUCACAGUCAGACAGAGAUCACAGAUGAGCCAGAUCAACCCAGGGGCAUGUGAGAAAAUGCCAGAGCGUUUGAUCCGCCAACUGUACCCCGAUGAAGUUGAGAAGCAUGAGCUGGAUCCAUAUCAUCAUCGAUAUCCACGAGCAGAGUCUUACCAUGACCUUGCUGUCCGCCUUGAACCUAUUAUCUUGGAGCUUGAACGAGAGCAGAACGACUUGCUCAUCAUUGCCCACGAAUCGGUCCUUCGAGUUCUCUACGCUUAUCUGAUGCAUUGUUCCACUAUGGAUAUUCCGUUCCUCAAGUUUCCCCGCGAUGAGAUUAUUGAAAUUAUUCCGGCUGCAUAUCAAAACGAAGCCAAACGCAUCCAUAUUCCAGGGCUCGACCCGCGAGUUCUUGUUAGCUCGCCUGGAUUCUUCAAUGGGACACCUGGCGCGGCAAGUCUUUCGAGUAUGCUUGCAACGGGGACACCCACUGGCAACCUAAGCGGCCAUGUGACACCAAAUGUUGAUGGACUGAGCAGUCCUCCAGAUACUUCUGUGGAACGGCCGCCGGAGAAGGUCAUUAACACAGCAAAGGACAUGGUGGCGGACAAGGUAGAUGACGAGGACUAA
Clonostachys rhizophaga is the source of this 1653-nucleotide messenger RNA. NCBI's taxonomy places the organism in Eukaryota, Fungi, Ascomycota, Sordariomycetes, Hypocreales, Bionectriaceae. The record is from the annotation of a GenBank genome assembly.